GCUACGAGCGCCCUGCGACCACGCUCAUCAUUUCUCCCUUUCCCGCGGCCACAGUGUUGCGCAUACCUGCGGACCUUUUUUUGUUUACGCGAGCUCCCCCCGCGGCGGGCGCACGCUCCGACUUAACACAACGUCUUGAGGCGCGCCUCGGUACGCAUGCUCGCGUCGCGGCCGACCGUCGGCGCUCGCGCGUAAACACGCUCGACUACAAUGAAUCCUUUCAUCUGAUCGCCGGAUAUCGUUUCCAAGAUGAACCGCCUCGCCGCGAUCCUCGUGACUGUGACCCUCGUUACCGGUGCCGCCUCGGAGGCCUCCGUGCGGACAUGUGAACCCAUCAAAGUGGCUAUGUGCAAGAAUAUCGGAUACAAUCAGACCGGAAUGCCGAACCUGGCGAGGCACACUCUCCAGGCGGACGCCGAUGUGACUUUGCAGACCUUCAGCCCUCUCGUCCAGUACGGCUGCUCGUCCCAGCUGGACCUGUUUCUGUGUACGGUUUACGUGCCGAUGUGCACGGACAAGGUGGCCCUGCCGAUAGGCCCGUGCCGAGGCUUAUGCGAGAGCGUAUACGAGAGGUGCUACCCGGUCCUCAGCGAGUUCGGCUUCCCGUGGCCCGCGGAGCUGGACUGCUCCCUGUUCCCGGCUGAGAACAACCACGAGCACAUGUGCAUGGAGGGCCCGGGCGAGCGGGCCGCUCCCGUGGGCACGGUGACCCUCGACGCGGCCAACGCCGCCGGGAGAGGCGCUUGCCGACGGCUCAUCAAGCCGAACAGCUGGGUUUGGGUCCGGGGCUCAGGACGAUGCGCACAGUUCUGCGAAGCCGAAGUGCUGUGGGAGGCCGGGGAGAGAAGAGCGGCCGAGGUGUGGCUGGCGACGUGGGCCGCCCUGAGCUUCGCGUGCACGCUGGCGGCGGUGGGCGCGCAGCUGGCGUGCGGCGAGCGCGGCGGCGCCGGGGAGCGGGCGCUGGUGCUGGUGGCGCUGUGCCGGUGCGCGGCGGCGGCGGGCUGGGGCGUGCGCGCGGCGGCCGGCCGCAGCGCCGCCGGCUGCGCCAAGGACUCCACCACCCCAACCAGAAUGCUGCUCGCUCACGACGGCCUGGCCAACCCCAAUUGCGCCGUCGUCUUCCUCCUGCUGUACUACUUCGGGCUGGCGGCGUCGGUUUGGUGGGUCGUCGUAGCAGGCGCGUGGCGAGCGAGCGUGCUGCGACCACCACCAGCGCCGGGCACCACAGCUCGCAACAACCGCCACAGCUCGCUGCUACAGCUGGCGGCGUGGGGCGUUCCCGCUGCGCUGGCGGCCGCUGUGCUGGUGACGAGAGACGUCGAUGCUGAUGAGCUCACUGGAACAUGUUUCGUCGGCAAUCAGUCCAGCAAAUCGCUGCUGGCGUUGGUCAUCGUGCCGGAAGCGAUCUGCCUGCUGCUGGGCUCGGUGUUCCUGGCGUCGGGGCUGCGGGCGGUGUUGCGGCGGCCCGCGCCGGUGCCGGCUCCGUCAGCUCUCCUGAACUCGCCGCCGCAGCCGCUCACCGACCAGAGCCUGCUCAGGUUGGGGGCGUUCGCGGCGCUCUACGCGGUUCCGUCGACGUGCAUCCUCGCAACGUGGAUGUACGAGUACGCGUGGAGAGAUGACUGGCUAGCCGCACCGGUGCCAUCGCCGGAGCCGUCGACUCAGCCGCGCCCCGCGUUCUGGGUGUUCCUGUUCCGGAUAUUCGCGUCGCAGAUUCUGGGCGUGAUGGUGGCGGUGUGGAUCGCGACGCCGCGGCUGAAGGCGCUGUGGCGGAAGAUGGCGGGGCCGCGGAAGCCGCCACUGGCGAAGUGCCCGGCGGGCCCGCCGCCCACGCCGCUCACGCUGCACUGCUACGCUUCGCACGCGCACUCGCUGUCGCGGCACAGCCAGGUGCACAAGUACGCCACCUACCGGCCGCCGCAGCAGCACUCCUACCGCAAACCUCGCCACUACCACUACUCCGCGGGAGAGACCAUCCUCUGACCGACUCACCCGCCUGCUCAACUAAAAGACACUCAGUUACGAGGCUGUUCCUCUGAUAUGCAUUUAUAGUUUUAGUUUAUGUUGUGUUUGAAUAGUGUAUUAAUAAGAGUAUUGUUAAAUUUCGUAAGUGCCAUUAUGUUAUUAUUUAUGAGUGAAAGAUUUUGUUUGAACGGAAUAUUAUAAUUAAAUAAUCAAUCUGCAUAAAUGUAUACGAUGAAACAAUUAUUACUAUACUGAAAAAAUAUAAUAAUACGUGUUUAAUUAAACCAGAAAAGUAGAUACGAUUACACUCGUAUUUAGAAGAAAAUUUUGUACAGACAAUUGUAGUUUUUAAGUUUGACUAUGAAAUUAACUUGAACUGCCUAUUAAAGUGUUUAUAUUGUAUAUAAAAGCUUUUUGUAAAUAGUUAAACAAGGGAAGUUUUACACUUGAUUUUAGGUUAGAUACUUUAUAAUUUGAAAUGCCUUAUGAUUUGUUUGCUUUUCGUUGCGAUCUAAGUGUUACUGAAACGCCAUUUAAAUGUUUUCAAAUCAUAUUAAGUCUUUAACAUCAUACAGUCGAUUGCACAUCAGAUUAUACAUUUUUGUUGCAAAAUAGCCUGUAAUACAACGAGAUAAGAUGCCAUUGUGUCUAGCUUGAUGUGCUCUCGUCCUGGUACAUUAGCUUCAAGAUGCUAAUAACAGGCUCAGUAGGUUUGUGUUUCAAUCUUAGAUCUGAAAAUAUGCUACUAGUGUUAAUAGCUUGCGACUCUAGCGAGUUUUAAUUAUUGCGUAAAAAUCACUUCGAAGCUAAUUAAAUAUUUUGUACAUACUUUUCCGUCCUGCAAUUUGUGUGGGAUGGAAUACCGCCUGCCAAAAUAGUAUUCUAAUGUAAAUACAUAAUGAUUAUUAUCACUUAUUAUGUGCCUUAAUAAAACACAGCGUUCUGUUGAGAGAGCUGUC
This is a messenger RNA of Ostrinia nubilalis (European corn borer), 2924 nucleotides long. RefSeq names its product frizzled-4-like. NCBI's taxonomy places the organism in Eukaryota, Metazoa, Arthropoda, Insecta, Lepidoptera, Crambidae. Gene Ontology annotation, molecular function: Wnt-protein binding; Wnt receptor activity. Gene Ontology annotation, biological process: canonical Wnt signaling pathway; non-canonical Wnt signaling pathway. Gene Ontology annotation, cellular component: plasma membrane. The record is from RefSeq and is a predicted model, not a curated record. The coding region runs from base 250 to 1983 and encodes 577 amino acids. The transcript is spliced from 3 exons.